Molecule: messenger RNA, 992 nt
Organism: Rhodofomes roseus
Lineage: Eukaryota; Fungi; Basidiomycota; Agaricomycetes; Polyporales; Fomitopsidaceae
Product: NAD-P-binding protein
Exons: 6
Coding region: 126-839 (237 amino acids)
Source: RefSeq, a predicted model, not a curated record
AUAGUGAAUAAUAUGGUUUUGCCGGACUAUCGCAGUACUGUUGGUCAUCCAAAGGCUAGACGCGUGCUGCAGACACAUAUAAGAGUCGCGUUCCUGAGCAGCAUAAACUACAAAUCCUAACAACAAUGGCAGCCGUUACGACUUGGCUCAUCACAGGCGCAUCCCGCGGCCUCGGUCUCGAGCUCGUUCGCCAACUCUCCUCGACACCCAACAACGUCGUAAUCGCCGCCUGCCGCAACCCCGCCUCCGCAUCGGAGCUCCAAGCCCUCAACCCCGUGGAAAACGCGGAACUGUAUACCGUCCAACUCGACGUUCUCAGCGAGACGAGCAUCCGCGCGAGCGUCGCGGAGGUCGAGAAGGUGCUGAAGGGGCGCGGGCUCGACUACCUGUACAACAACGCCGGCGUCUGCCCCCGCGACGAGGUGUUCUCCUUCGACUACAGCGAGUUCCUUGCGCUGCUCCAGACGAACGUCGCAGCACCUGCGCUGCUCGGCCAGGUCUACGCCCCGCUCCUCGAGAAAGGGACGAAGAAGACGAUCGUGAACGUCAGCUCGACCUUAGGGAGCAUCGGCACAGACCUCGGUGAGACAACCGCGACGUACAGCGUGAGCAAGACUGCGCUCAACAUGCUGACGUACAAACAAGCGAAGGCCCGCCCGGACUUCAUCGUAAUAUCAGUGUGUCCCGGCUGGGUGAAGACGGACAUGGGCGGCGCGCAGGCAGCCCUGGAGCCCUCGCAGAGCAUCGAGGCUCAGCUGAAGGUGGUGUUGGGCCUAAAGCAGGAGCACUCGGGGAAGUACUACUCAGCCUCGCAAAACGGGAAGGAGCUACCGUGGUGAACGCGUACACACGAGCGCGGGAACUUGUGCUCGUAUGACGGGCAGGAGGUGCCGUGGUAAAGGAGGAGUCGCGCACGUAUGUUAGUGAAACUAUUGACGGAGGAUACGCAGUGCAGCUAGGGUACACUACUAGCAGUGCGAACUUCGUGGGGU